GGGUGAAGAAAUAUCUUUUCUAUCUAAUUGCUAAAAGGAAAAGCAUCAAACUUUGUUUUCAUUUGCUUCUUCUAUCUUCUUCUUUCUCUUCUUCUAGCUUUGAUACUUUUUGAUUCCUCUGUUUCGUUUGAUGAGAAUUAGAUUUUAAAUGGCAAAAGUUUCGUUUAAGGAUUCGCUGAAAGCUCUUGAAGCUGAUAUUCAACACGCUAACACUGUAGCUUUAGAUUAUCCUCGGGAGAAGGAUGGAGCGCGUGUUCAAAUGAGGCUAUCUUACAAUCCGGCUGCUCAGUUUUUACUUUUUCUUGUACAAUGGACUGAUUGCCAUCUUGCCGGUACCCUCGGUUUGCUUAGAGUUCUUAUUUACAUGACAUAUGCGGAUGGGAAAACCACAAUGUCGGUUUAUGAGAGAAAAACCAGUAUUAAAGAUUUCUAUGCUGUGAUAUUUCCGUCGCUUUUACAACUAGAAAGGGGUAUCACAGACCUGGAUGACCGCAAACAGAAAGAGGUCUGCAAAAUACGGUACAGAAAUAAAGAUGAGACUGAAAAAGUCAAGCUCUCUGAGAUUGACAUCGAGAGAGAAGAAGAAUGCGGAAUUUGCAUGGAGAUGAACAACAUGGUGGUUCUACCCAAUUGUACCCAUUCUUUAUGCAUCAAGUGUUACCGCGAUUGGCAUGGGAGGUCAGAAUCAUGCCCUUUUUGCCGAGACAGUCUUAAGAGAGUAAACUCAGGAGACUUAUGGAUGUUAAUGGAGAAAUCAGAUACGGUCAAUAUGUAUACAAUUGAGCGGGAGAAUAAGAAGAGGCUGUUUGUGUACAUAGAGAAACUACCUCUAGUGGUUCCAGAUCAAGUGUUUGCGUCUUCUCCUUACGAUUGCCAUGUCAAGUAAAUAAGAAGAAGAAGAGCUUUGGCAAAAGCCGAAACCGGGUCUGGUAAACUUUUAUCUGAAUGUAUGUAUAUAAUGUUUUAGAGUAGUAGUAAGUAAUAUAGUGUAAACAUUUCU
Molecule: messenger RNA, 1000 nt
Organism: Arabidopsis arenosa
Lineage: Eukaryota; Viridiplantae; Streptophyta; Magnoliopsida; Brassicales; Brassicaceae
Source: the annotation of a GenBank genome assembly